This is a messenger RNA of Rhineura floridana, 5295 nucleotides long. RefSeq names its product nascent polypeptide associated complex subunit alpha (gene NACA). The transcript is spliced from 11 exons. NCBI's taxonomy places the organism in Eukaryota, Metazoa, Chordata, Lepidosauria, Squamata, Rhineuridae. The record is from RefSeq and is a predicted model, not a curated record. Bases 218 to 5188 code for a protein of 1656 amino acids. Gene Ontology annotation, biological process: protein targeting to membrane. Gene Ontology annotation, cellular component: nascent polypeptide-associated complex; cytoplasm.
CUUUUGCUACUGCUACUGCUACUAUGAGAGACGUGCAGCUCUCGUAACAUCUCCCAGCGCGAAGACAACGAGUAAGUAAAACUAGCAGCAGCGCCUCCGCCGCAUGGAAGAGCCCCGUUGGGACCCGGAAGUCGCCCUAGCUUGCACCGGAAGUCGCCCUCCCUUCCCUCUCGCUGUCUUUCUGCCUCCAUCUUGCGUCCGGCUCGUCUAGUACGAAAUGCCUGGUGAAGCCACAGAAACUGUUCCAGCGACGGAACAAGAGCUGCCACAGCCUCAGGCUGAAACAGUAACUCUACCCCCAGUUCCUGGGGCCCCCAUGGAAGUGAUGCGGACAGCUGAGGAGUCCGAACCAGCUGCCACCAAGAAUCCUGAGGUGGCAGGCAAGGGUUCUCAGGCUGGGACUGCUCUGGAGCCUUCAGCUCCUGGUGCUCCUGAAGCGCCUGCAGCCUGUUUUUCUCAGCCUCCUAUUCGAGCAUCAGCUGCUGUUUCUGGCUCCUCUGUAUCUAGCACUGCUCACCCUUCCUCUCCAUCCCAUGAUGCUGGCUUGCCCUUUGCUGGACUCUGUCCUUUCAGUACUCCAUUGGCACCUACUGGCCUUGCUGCCUCACCUGGGCAGCUUUUCUCCUUUGUGGCUACUCCCUCCUCUGUCUCCCGAGAAUCACUCUCUCCUGGCCCUACCCUGUCUCCUAGUGUUCCAGCUGUGGUGGCCCAGAUUCCUUCCUCUCCUCUGAAGCCUCCAGAUGUGGCUGAUUCUGCACAAACAGUUACCCCCUCAUCUCCAAGCACUGCAUUAGGGUCUGUGGCUUCUCCCCGAUCCCCAAUAAUUUCCUCUGGGUCUUUUAGUUCAGCUCUUCCAGCCUCCCUUGCAGGCCCAGCGCUGACAGCGUCUGCAGCCCCCAUUUCUCAGUUGCCAUCAUGUCCUCCUGUUCCAGCUCCUUUCAUUCUCCCAGUCGCCCCUGUUUCUCAUCCUCUGGUCCCAGGUCCCACUGUUCUCCCUGUUAUACCAAGCACUUUUCACAUUCCUCUCAGCUCUCCUGUUGGUCCCACGGCCCCUGCCACUGCUCCUGCCCCUGUGGCCCCAACCUCUGCUCCUUCUCCUGGUCCAGUUUCUGUAGUUGCUUCUCCCACAUCACCGUUACCUGUUCUUAGCCCUGUAACCCCUUCUCUGAUUCCUGGUACUCCUGUGACCCCUGCUCCUGGCCAAGUGGCUUCACCUCCUGUGCUCUCUCCCCACGUGGCUAAAUCUCAUAGCACUGUGGUCCCACCUGCUUCUCCUACACUCAAGAAUUCUGUUACAGCAUCUCUUUCUCCUCUACCCCUUGCAGUGACUACUCACAGCUCUGCAGCCUCUCCAGUGCCAGCAUCUAGUCCUGUGGUUCCUCCAGGGUCUCCUGUGGGAUCUGCUUGCCACCCUAUGACUCUUCCUUUGGCAUCUGUUCCUGGCCCUGUAGCACCUGCUUCCUGCCCCUUGGCCUCUGUGAUGUGCCCUGGUACUCCUCCUGUGUCCCCAGCAGGGCCAGAUCCUAUACAGUUGAUACCUGCAGCAGCACCCAUGAAACCUGCUUCUAGCCCUGUGGCUCCUGCUUUAGCACCUGUUUCCAGCCCUGUGGCUGUUCCUGUGGCUCCUGCAGGGCCAUCUGUGAAACCUGCUUCUGCUUCAGCACUUGUUGCUGGCCCUGUAGCCACAAUAGGAUCUGCUUCUUGUCCUGUACAAUCAGUUUCUAAGUCUGUUGCUCCUGUUUUGGCAUCUGUUUCUGGCACUAUAUCCCCACCUGUGUCACAAGGAGUACCUGCUCCUAUACUAUUGGCACCUGCAGUACCACCUGUGAAACCUACUUCUCCUGCAUCUACUUCUGACUCUCUAACUCCAAAAGUGCCUGUUCCCCAACCUGUGACUUCUGGCUCUGUGCCUCCAGCAGGGUCUGCUCCUGGAUCAUGGGCCCCUGCUUUGCCACCUGUGAAACCCCCUCCUGGCCAUGUAACUCCAACAAGACCUGCUUCUAGUUCUGUGGCUCUUCCUUUGGCACCUAUAUCUGGACCUGUAACUCCUUCUGUGGCCCCAGUUGGGGUCACUCCUAAACCACUGGCCCCCGCAGUGCCUCCCGAUUCUCUUUUGGCACCUACUGCUGCCCCUGUGGCACCUUCAUCCCAACCUUUGGCUUCUCCCUCUGGCCCUGUGACCCUACCAGGACCUGCUUCUAGUCCUGUGCCUCUUUCUUUGGCACCUUCUGGAUUUGUAACCCCACCUGUCGUUACAGCCGAGGUUGCUUCUCAGCCCCUGGCCCCUGGCCCGCCAUCAGUGAAACCUGCUUCUCCUCCAACACCUGCACCUCACUCUCUAACCCCAGCAGCAGGACCUGUCUUCCAGCCUGUGGCCCCAGCAGGGCCUGCUUCUAAUCCUGUGGCUCCUCCUUUGGCACCUCCUUGUGGAUCUGUAACCCCUCCUAUUGACCCAGCCGGGUCUGCUCCUAGAGCACUGGCCCCUGGGGUGCCACCUGUGAAACCUGUCUCUCCUUCGUUUCCUCCUGUUAGCUCUGUGGCCCCAGCAGGGGUGCCUUCUAGUCCUGUGGCAGCUGCUGCCCAACCUAUGGCUCCUCUAGCAGCCAUUUCUGGCUCCCUAGCCUCUCCUGUGGCUGCAACAGUACCUGCACCUAAACAAGUGGCACCUACAGCUCCACCUGGGAUAUCUACUUCUUGCUCUGUGGCUUCUCAUCCCAUGGCUCCUCUUUUGGCACCUGUCUCUGUUCCUGGGGUUCCUCCUUCCUGCCCCUUGGCAUCUGCAGUGGCACCUGUGAAACCUCCUUCUUUGGCACCUACAUCUAGUCCUGUGGCCACAGCAGAGCCUGCUUCUAGUCCAUUGGCACCUGCUUCUGGACCUGUAGCCCUUCCUGUGGCUCCCACAGGGGUCGCUCCUAGAUCACUGGCCCCCACAGGACCACCUGUGAAACCUGCUUCUGCCCCUGUGGCACCCCCGUCCCAGCCUGUGGCUCCUCCUUUGGCACCCGCCUCUGGGCCUCUGGCACCUUCUGUAGUACCAACAGUGGCUGCUUCUAAGCCAGUGGCCCCCAUGGGGCCACCUGUGAAACCUGCUUCUGUCCCUGUGGCUCCUCCAUCCCAGCCUGUUGGUCCUCCUCUGGAACCUGCAUCUGGGCCUCAGGCAUCUCCUUUGGUCCCAGCAGGGGUUGCUUGUAAGCCAGUGGCCCCCACAGGGCCACCUGUGAAACCUGCUUCUGCCGCUGUGGCUCCUCCUUUGGUACCUGCCCCUGAGCCUCUGGCGCCUUCUGUGGUCCCAGCAGGGGUUGCUUCUAAGCCAGUGGCCCCCACAAGGCCACCUAUAAAGCCACUUCCUGCCCUUGUGGCUCCUCCAUCCCAGCCUGUGGCUCCUCCUUUGGCACCCGCCUCUGGGCCUCUGGCACCUUGUGUGGUACCAACAGUGACUGCUUCUAAGCCAGUGGCCCCCAUGGGGCCACCUGUGGAACCUGCUUCUGCCCCUGUGGCUUCUCCUUUGGCACCCACCACUGGGCCUCUGGCACCUUGUGUGGUACCAACAGUGGCUGCUUCUAAGCCAGUGGUUUCUCCUUUGGCACCUUCCCCUGGGCCUCUGGCGCCUUCUGUGGUCCCAGCAGGGGUUGCUUCUAAGCCAGUGGCCCCCACAGGACCACCUGUAGAACCUCCUUCUGCCCCUGUGGCUCCUCCGUCCCAGCCUCUGGCCCCUCCUUUGGCGCCUGCCUCUGGGACUCUGACACCUCCUUUGGUCCCAGCAGGGGCUGCUUCUAAGCCAGUGGCACCUGCAGUGCCACUUGUGACACCUGUUCCUCCUCUGGCACCUACAUCUGUCCCCAUAACCCCUCCUGCGGCCCCAGCAGUGCCUGCUUCCAGCCCUGUACCCCCUACAGUUCCUUCUUUGGCCUCCGCAGUUUUCCCUGCAGAUUCUGCAGCUGGCCCCAAGGGAUCUUCAGUAGCAUCUUCUAAGCCUCCUGUUGUUUCUGCUUCUGGCCCAGUAGCCUCCCCAACGUCACCUGUCAUCUCUCCUCCUGGCUCUGUGGCCAUUACUUCCCCAUUGGCUGUUUCCACAUCAUCUGCAGCCUCAGCCUCGGCUCCUUCUCUUCCCCCGGUGACCCCUAGCCCUGCCCCCAGAUCCCCAGCUGUCCCUGUUGGCUCUGCUGCCUUGACCUUGGAUGCAUCACAGGUCCCUGUCACCUCUGUUGGGGAUAAGGUGCCUCCACGAAAAACAGUAUCUUUGCCUCUUGCACCUGCAGAUCGUUCUGUUUCUGCCACAGCUGUAAGCAGUCUCCCUCAGCCUGCUUCCCCUCCUACAUCCUCUAUAAAAAAGCUAACUCCCUCUGCUGUGCUUUCUAAGCCAUCACCAGCUUCACCUGCAUCUGGUCUAGCAUCUGAAGUGCCACCCAAACCCCCCACCCCUGUCUCUGCUGUCACUGAAGACGACGAGUUGCCACCUUUGAUCCCUCCAGAGGCGCCUGCUGGGGAGCCGCCUCUGCAGCCAGUCCUGGUGGAUUUCUCUCCUAAACCAGCUGCGGCCCUUGCUGAGGCCCCAGCAACUGCUCCUCUUCCUCCUCCUGCCAAACAACCUGCCCUGAAGAAUGACAAGGGGUCUGGGACAGAAUCCGACAGUGAUGAAUCAGUGCCAGAACUUGAAGAGCAGGACUCUACGCAGGCCACAACACAGCAGGCACAGCUUGCAGCAGCAGCUGAAAUAGAUGAAGAACCAGUUAGCAAAGCAAAACAGAGCCGGAGUGAAAAGAAAGCACGGAAGGCAAUGUCCAAGCUUGGCCUUCGUCAGGUCACAGGUGUAACCAGGGUUACUAUCCGGAAAUCCAAGAACAUCCUGUUUGUCAUCACCAAACCAGAUGUCUACAAAAGUCCUGCAUCAGAUACCUAUAUAGUAUUCGGUGAAGCAAAGAUUGAAGAUCUCUCACAACAAGCACAGCUAGCGGCUGCUGAGAAAUUCAAAGUGCAAGGAGAAGCUGUUUCAAACAUUCAGGAAAACACACAGACUCCCACUGUACAAGAGGAGAGUGAAGAAGAGGAGGUUGACGAGACUGGUGUUGAGGUGAAAGACAUUGAGCUAGUGAUGUCCCAAGCGAAUGUUUCCCGUGCAAAAGCCGUCCGCGCCCUGAAGAAUAACAGUAAUGAUAUUGUAAAUGCUAUUAUGGAAUUGACGAUGUAGCCACCUAGGAAGGGGAACUUUUUGAUUGUUUCAGAGGAGAGUAAAUUGCAACUGAAUUAAAUUUGUACUAUUUCUAUCAAUUAAUAAAAGUUGUGGUUUAAAAGGUU